Molecule: messenger RNA, 828 nt
Organism: Colletotrichum tamarilloi
Lineage: Eukaryota; Fungi; Ascomycota; Sordariomycetes; Glomerellales; Glomerellaceae
Exons: 4
Coding region: 1-828 (275 amino acids)
Biological process (GO): DNA-templated transcription; regulation of DNA-templated transcription
Molecular function (GO): DNA-binding transcription factor activity, RNA polymerase II-specific; zinc ion binding; DNA binding
Source: RefSeq, a predicted model, not a curated record
AUGUCCACCACCGGCAGGUCUACGCUGGCUGCUGCAGCAAUGGCCGGCAGCACCAAGAGGAAGCGCUCUGCUAUCGCAUGCGUUGCCUGCCAUCAGCGCAAGGUCCGCUGCAAUCUCGCCGCUCAGGGCCCGCCCUGCACAAACUGCUCGGAGGAUGGCAAUGUAACCUGCCGCGUGUAUGGCAGCCGGGCCCCGUCUGAUGUCCCGCCGCCGCCGCCGCCUCCGAUAUCUCCGGCCAUGCCGUCGCCCUCCAGCUCUUCACAGCAUCUGCCUGGCCGAGGAGACGAGCACUCCAGCCCCGAUCCGGAACCAGAUCCGGGCCCAUCUUCGAAGCGGCAGUAUCGCCCGACCAGUAUUGAGAACUUAUUGUGUACCGCACAUGAUCCAACUUAUGCACAUGGCACCCCGAAUGCUCCUGUUCUCUACUAUAUUGGCGAGUCUGCUGGCAUGGCUUUGCUCUUCGACGUUUGCUAUCCUUCUCGUCCUUUGCCAGGCAACUUUUACAUCAUUCAGCGACAGCGUCGUUACUUUCCCCCGGCACAUAUCACAUCUCCCCUGAUGGCGCGCCCGCUGCCUGAACCGGCGGCUCUUCAUGACAUGAUUUGUUGCUAUUUUCGUUACCUUCACCCGUAUUUACCUGUCAUCGAUGCGGGCCGUUUCAUUUCAGCAUUCGCCAACCAGCCAAGCAACAUCAGCCCCCUCCUGCUGUGGAGCGUCUUAUUUGCUGCCGCUACGUUCGUCAAGCCAGAGCAUUGGCAAGCCACUGAGUUCAGAACCAGAAAGGAAUACCAAGAGGAUAUCUACCGGCAUGCCAAGAGAAAGUUCUAG